Messenger RNA from Dendronephthya gigantea, 624 nucleotides. RefSeq lists its product as uncharacterized. NCBI's taxonomy places the organism in Eukaryota, Metazoa, Cnidaria, Anthozoa, Malacalcyonacea, Nephtheidae. Gene Ontology annotation, cellular component: membrane. The record is from RefSeq and is a predicted model, not a curated record. Bases 1 to 624 code for a protein of 207 amino acids. The transcript has a single exon.
AUGAGUUGGGAACGCUAUGCGGCGAUAUGUCACCCACUGUUUCAUCGAGCAAAAGUCACUCGGAAACGACUAAUGAAAUGUCUCAUUUUUUUCUGGCUGCUUGCAUUAAUUGCUACGAUCCUAUCCUGGCGUUUCCAAGCUUUCUUCACCUAUGUAGUUACACCCGAACUUCUGGUUUUCCACAUUCUGUUAGUGUACUUUUACGUGAGAAUUUACCUUGCUAAUUUAAAUUCUUCCAAAAGCAUUCGUUCGAAAGAAGGAAUCAAUCGGGAGGCAGAUUUAGCGUCGUGGAACGGUCGGCGACGUAAGGGCAUGAUGAAUGUCAACCUGGCAAAGUCUUGCUUUUUUGCCGUGAUAUCUUUCGUUAUUUGUUAUUUACCCACCUCAAUAGCUAUGACGAUGAAGACGAAUUUUAGAAAAGACGUGCAAGUAUUGAUUGAUAUUUGGGCUACAACCCUAAUUCUAUUGAACUCGAGUUUGAACUCGAUUGUGUUUUUCUGGAGAAGCAAACCUUUAAGAAAAGAAGUUUGUGCUGUUAUCAGAAUUGUAUUUUGUCAAAAAAAAGCGAUGAAGGUUGACAAUGGCAGUAUGCAUAGCUCGUCUGCUGGUGCAACUAACACCUAA